Messenger RNA from Sclerotinia sclerotiorum 1980 UF-70, 1140 nucleotides. RefSeq lists its product as hypothetical. The record is from RefSeq and is a predicted model, not a curated record. Lineage: Eukaryota; Fungi; Ascomycota; Leotiomycetes; Helotiales; Sclerotiniaceae. Gene Ontology annotation, biological process: ribosome biogenesis. Gene Ontology annotation, cellular component: small-subunit processome; nucleolus; Noc4p-Nop14p complex. The transcript has 3 exons. Bases 1 to 1140 code for a protein of 379 amino acids.
AUGGUUCAGGUUCUCAUUCGUCCUGGAAGUGAUAGUGGUGUAAGAAGAGAGUUCAGUGAAAAAUUCGUUGAGGAAUAUGAUGAUGUCCGAUUUUACACUCUUGAAGCUAUAGAAAAACUGGCCACAGUCUCCGACGAUCGACGUUUAGACAAUGAUCCAUUUGAUACUGCUUACGAGGUUCUAACAUCAAUAUCAUCCGUUCCUGAAUCCAAGGGCGAACUCGAGGACUUUUACAUACCUGCACCAAAGAAAAAGGCACACGCGCUUUACUCCUUGACGGAACAUAAGAAGCGAGCACAAGGAGCAUGGUUAGCUGUGAUGAACUUAGAGAUGGUGAAAGAAAGAAGGAAAAUGAUACUUUCAAAAAUAACUGAGUCUAUUGCACCAUGGUUCACCAAGCCCGAACUCCUAAUGGACUUUCUGACCGACUCAUACAACUCUGGAGGAUCAACUUCAUUGCUAUCACUCUCUGGUGUCUUUUAUCUCAUUCAGGAGAAGAAUUUAGAUUAUCCAUCCUUCUACCGAAAGUUAUACUCGCUAUUAGACACAGGUAUUCUACAUUCGAAGCAUCGCUCAAGGUUUUUCCGGUUAUUAGAUACCUUCUUAUCUUCAACACAUUUGCCGGUAGUACUUGUCGCAAGCUUUAUCAAGAGAUUAUCCCGACUUACUUUACACUCCCCUCCCUCUGGCGUCGUUGCGGUCGUGCCAUGGAUCUAUAAUUUACUGAAAAAGCACCCAACGUGUUUAUUCAUGAUCCACAGAGAGACUAGAGGGACUGAAGCGAAGAAGAUUUUAGAAGAAGAAGGCCUUUCAGAUCCAUUCCUAAUAGAUGAAGAAGAUCCGAUGUUGACCAAUGCUAUAGAAAGCAGCUUGUGGGAGAUUGUUACACUGCAAUCACAUUAUCACCCGAAUGUUGCAACACUUGCCAAAAUUAUUUCAGAACAAUUUACGAAACAUUCCUACAACUUGGAGGAUUUCUUGGAUCACUCUUAUGGAAGUAUGCUUGAAUCCGAGUUAGCAAAGGAUGUGAAGAAGGUGCCGGUUGUUGAAUAUGAGAUACCUAAGAAGAUUUUUAUGAAGCAUGAUGUUGAUGCUGGCCUGGAAGACUCUCUACUUGUGAAGCUGUGGAACUUUAAUUAG